AUGACUUCACCGGAGGACGAUAAGGCGGUUCUAGAGCUGCGGCUGAGAGUCGGCGAGAAAGGGCCUUAUGUGAAACUGAGCGAGGGUUUAGAGCAACACGGUCAAGAAUCAGAGCCGGAUAAGGAAGACGAGGCUGCUUCGUCGUAUCCGGUUUGGUUCUGGGUCAAGCUUGCUCUUUUAUUCACCUUUCUUGUUGCCUUGGCCGUCGUCGGUUACAUCUGGGUCGGUCCCUUAAUCAUGGAUAAGGAGCUUAUUCCGAUUAUAAAAUGGGAGAUAAGGACUUUUACACAUCCAGUGUGCGGUCUUCUUGUGUUCGCUUCCGUGGCAGUGUUCCCGACGCUACUUCUUCCAUCUACGCCGUCCAUGUGGAUCGCUGGGAUGACAUUUGGCUAUGGAUAUGGCUUUCUGCUAAUUAUCUCAGCUGCAUCUGUUGGUGUAUCUCUUCCUUACUUCAUUGGACAUCUCUUUCGCCACAAACUCCAAGGAUGGCUAGAGAGAUAUCCUAACCAAGCAGUUGUAUUAAGAGCUGCUGGUGAAGGGAAUUGGUUUCACCAGUUUAGAGCAGUAACCUUGAUCCGGAUUUCUCCAUUCCCUUACAUUCUUUAUAACUACUGUUCUGUAGCGACUCGUGUUAAGUAUGGUCCUUACAUCACCGGCUCUCUCUUAGGCAUGGUGCCUGAAGUUUUCGUAGCCAUCUAUACAGGGAAUCUUGUAAAGACAUUAGCAGAGGCAUCUUCUGCAGAAGAACACGGCCUCUCGAUGGCACAGAUAAUUCUCAACAUUCUCGGCUUUUUAGGAACUGUAGCUACAACGAUUCUCAUCACCAAGUAUGCGAAAAGACAGCUGGAGACGAUGAAGAAAGAGGAGGAAGCUUUGUUGCUGUAG
Molecule: messenger RNA, 885 nt
Organism: Microthlaspi erraticum
Lineage: Eukaryota; Viridiplantae; Streptophyta; Magnoliopsida; Brassicales; Brassicaceae
Source: the annotation of a GenBank genome assembly